Messenger RNA from Chaetura pelagica (chimney swift), 3449 nucleotides. RefSeq names its product glutamate receptor, ionotropic, AMPA 3 (gene GRIA3). Bases 1 to 2751 code for a protein of 916 amino acids. NCBI's taxonomy places the organism in Eukaryota, Metazoa, Chordata, Aves, Apodiformes, Apodidae. Gene Ontology annotation, molecular function: transmitter-gated monoatomic ion channel activity involved in regulation of postsynaptic membrane potential; AMPA glutamate receptor activity. Gene Ontology annotation, biological process: synaptic transmission, glutamatergic; modulation of chemical synaptic transmission; monoatomic ion transport. The transcript is spliced from 18 exons. The record is from RefSeq and is a predicted model, not a curated record. Gene Ontology annotation, cellular component: postsynaptic membrane; plasma membrane; AMPA glutamate receptor complex.
AUGUGUAACGACGUGCCCGAAACCUGGGGCCGAAUGGUCCGUAAGGCUGAGGGCGUGCGAGUGAAACUUGGGGUUUUUUCCCUGGGAGCAGCGCUGAGCUGUGCGUGUGCUCCGGCAGACCGUGUGAAGCCGCACGUUUGCCGGUGCCCCCGGCAGCUCGCUCCACAGAGACGUUAUUUGGGUGGACUUUUCAUGAGGAACACUGUUCAGGAGCACAGUGCAUUUCGAUUUGCUGUGCAGUUAUACAACACAAACCAAAAUACCACAGAAAAGCCCUUCCAUUUGAAUUAUCAUGUAGAUCACUUGGACUCUUCAAACAGUUUUUCAGUGACAAAUGCUUUCUGUUCACAGUUUUCCAGAGGAGUUUAUGCCAUUUUUGGAUUCUAUGACCAGAUGUCAAUGAACACACUGACGUCAUUUUGUGGAGCCCUUCACACAUCCUUCGUCACACCCAGCUUCCCAACAGAUGCUGAUGUGCAGUUUGUCAUCCAGAUGCGACCAGCAUUAAAAGGAGCCAUCUUGAGUCUCUUGACUCAUUAUAAGUGGGAAAAGUUUGUGUACCUCUAUGACACAGAACGGGGAUUUUCCAUUCUUCAGGCAAUUAUGGAAGCAGCGAACAACUGGCAAGUGACAGCCAGAUCUGUAGGAAGCAUAAAGGAUGUUCAGGAGUUCAGAAGAAUCAUAGAAGAGAUGGACAGACGGCAAGAAAAGAGAUAUUUAAUCGACUGUGAAGUAGACAGAAUCAACACCAUUUUGGAACAGGUUGUAGUCCUUGGCAAACAUUCCAGAGGCUAUCACUACAUGUUAGCUAACCUGGGUUUCACAGACAUUGUUCUGGAGAGAGUAAUGCACGGAGGUGCCAACAUUACUGGAUUCCAGAUUGUUAAUAAUGAAAACCCAAUGGUUCAACAGUUUCUGCAGCGCUGGGUGAGGCUCGAUGAGAGGGAAUUCCCUGAAGCCAAAAACUCACCAUUAAAGUAUACAUCUGCACUGACCCAUGAUGCAGUCCUAGUCAUAGCAGAGGCUUUCCGUUACCUCCGAAGGCAGCGUGUGGAUGUCUCCAGGAGAGGCAGUGCUGGAGAUUGCCUGGCUAACCCUGCGGUGCCGUGGAGCCAAGGAAUUGAUAUAGAAAGAGCUCUGAAAAUGGUGCAAGUCCAAGGAAUGACAGGGAACAUCCAGUUUGACACCUAUGGGCGGAGGACAAACUACACAAUUGAUGUGUAUGAAAUGAGAGCUGCUGGAUCACGGAAGGCUGGUUAUUGGAACGAAUAUGAAAGAUUUGUGCCAGCAUUAGAUCAGCUGCCCUCUAAUGACAGUUCCUCUGUGGAGAACAGAACUAUAGUAGUCACUACCAUCUUGGAAUCACCAUAUGUAAUGUAUAAGAAAAACCAUGAACAACUAGAAGGGAAUGAGAGAUAUGAAGGAUAUUGUGUAGACUUAGCUUCUGAAAUAGCAAAACAUGUUGGAAUAAAAUACAAACUGUCAAUUGUUGGAGAUGGGAAAUAUGGAGCUAGGGACCCUGAGACUAAGAUAUGGAAUGGCAUGGUGGGUGAACUGGUCUAUGGGAGAGCAGAUAUAGCUGUUGCCCCCCUCACCAUAACGUUGGUGCGAGAAGAAGUCAUAGACUUUUCCAAGCCCUUUAUGAGCCUGGGCAUCUCCAUCAUGAUCAAGAAGCCUCAGAAAUCUAAACCAGGCGUAUUCUCUUUCCUGGAUCCUUUGGCUUAUGAAAUUUGGAUGUGUAUAGUCUUUGCUUACAUUGGCGUCAGCGUAGUUCUUUUCCUAGUCAGCAGAUUCAGCCCUUAUGAAUGGCACUUGGAAGACAGCAAUGAAGAACCUCGUGACCCUCAGAAUCCUCCCGACCCUCCAAAUGAGUUUGGAAUAUUUAACAGCCUUUGGUUUUCCCUGGGUGCCUUUAUGCAGCAAGGAUGCGAUAUUUCUCCAAGAUCUCUCUCAGGGCGAAUUGUCGGAGGAGUCUGGUGGUUCUUCACUCUCAUCAUUAUCUCUUCCUACACUGCUAAUCUUGCUGCCUUCCUCACGGUGGAAAGGAUGGUUUCUCCCAUAGAGAGCGCAGAGGACCUGGCGAAGCAAACCGAAAUAGCCUAUGGCACUUUGGAUUCAGGCUCAACCAAAGAAUUCUUUAGAAGGUCAAAAAUAGCAGUCUACGAGAAAAUGUGGUCAUACAUGAAGUCGGCUGAGCCCUCAGUGUUCACCAAAACGACGGCGGAUGGGGUGGCGAGGGUGCGGAAGUCGAAGGGGAAGUUUGCCUUCCUGCUGGAGUCGACGAUGAACGAGUACAUCGAGCAGCGCAAGCCCUGCGACACCAUGAAAGUCGGCGGCAACCUGGAUUCCAAGGGCUAUGGUGUAGCAACCCCCAAAGGCUCAGCAUUAAGAAAUGCUGUUAACCUGGCAGUAUUAAAACUGAAUGAGCAAGGCCUCUUGGACAAAUUGAAAAACAAAUGGUGGUACGACAAAGGAGAGUGCGGCAGCGGGGGAGGUGACUCCAAGGACAAGACAAGCGCUCUGAGCCUGAGCAAUGUCGCCGGGGUUUUCUAUAUCCUCGUCGGAGGCCUCGGGCUGGCCAUGAUGGUGGCACUGAUCGAGUUCUGCUACAAGUCUCGGGCUGAGUCCAAGCGAAUGAAACUCACCAAGAAUACACAGAACUUCAAACCCGCCCCUGCCACCAACACCCAGAAUUACGCUACAUACAGAGAAGGCUACAACGUGUACGGCACAGAAAGUGUGAAAAUCUAGGGAUCUUCACCCUGACAACACGCAAGAGGAGAAGCAGCAGAGAAUGUGGCCACUUCAUGGAUUUGGACCACCUGAGCCAGUCAUACUCUCUCUCUGAGGUGUCAGGCAUGACACGCAAUGAUGAUGGUGCAAUGUACUUUUAAUAGGAAAAACUGCUAUUUUUUUCCUUCAGUGCCUUAUGGAAGACUGAGACUCACAACAAUGCAAACCAUCAACGAAAAAUUCUUGCUUUGUUUGAAAGAAUAAAAUGAAAAAAUAAGAAAAAGUAAAAGAAAAAGAAGAAAAAAAAAAGAAAAUAAAAGAAAAAAAGAAAAGGACAGAUAACAAAAUAGUCUUAUGUGAAAAAAAAAUAUUGUAAAAAAAAAAGUGCAACAAAAGCCAUUCUUUGAUACCACUGCACAGUAAAUGAACUUGUGUCCUGAAAGCAAACCGCAGCCGGUUUCAUCAGCCACCCAGAUCGUAUUGAAUUAUGAAACUCCUCCUGACACAAAGCCUCAGAAAUCUGCUGCGUGCGAACACAGACUGGCCUGUCACUGCUUGUAUGAGCUUAUGUCGAGAUGUUUCAGUAUUUACUUACCAGUGGUGUGAUUUAUUUUUUUUCCGAGCCACUUUAAACUCUCCAGCUAAUUUGAGCAAUUCUGUAUAGCAGUAAAAGGUGUAACACCUGAAGAAAUGAAUCUGUGCAUCAAAACCAGUUA